AUCGGUGGAGGCUCCUUCGUCUACCGUGGAUAAGAUACGAGCAGGUGGCGCCAGCACGGUGCACAAAGCUUCAGACGCUCGCAGCCCUGCGCCUCCUCAUCAAGAGGAGCCCAUCGAGCAGGAGCAGUCGUCUUCCUCUACAAGAAGAACUCAGUACGAAGCCGACCACACCGCCUUCUUGGUAUCUGGGCAACCUUAUUUCACAACCGCGUCUGCACGUAGUUCCGUGGAGGACAACGAUAACGAACAUCAAGCGGAGAGGGAGACCAAAGUGAACAAACGUGGCGCAAAGGGAGGAUCCGGGGCUACAAUCGCUUCCAGCGAGGGACUUUCAGGAAGGUAUGGCUUGGUGCAUCAACUUCUCACUCUACUUUCUGAGGAAUAUUUUCAUCAUGCAUCUACUGUUAUUCGUGAUUGAACUGUUCAGAAAAUCAAAUCUUCAUUUGGUGUUUCGACUCGCGACCAAAAAAAACAAAUAGAGAUUGAAACUUCACCAUCAGUGCGCCAAGUCCAUGGCACAAAACGUUGCUGGGGAGACCGAACGACGGGAAAGGCCGCGCUUCGCUCCGUGCGGUAGACGCGCAGACGAGGAAUCGGAAUCGGUCCAAUGGAUAUAAGUACCGGCCUGGAGUAGAUGCGGCUAGCGCCUUUGCUGCAGUGCACGAGAGCGAAAAGACAGGACCUGCAACAUGCUCAUCUGCAUCAUCUGAAAAUGAACAGAAGAACGAAGAACCGUCAAACACAACAAGUAGGCCAUCAAUCGAAUCGGCGCACGACACUACAAACAAGGGUGGCCGUGGCCGUCAGGCAUCCGCGUCCUCGGUGUCAGGGCAUCAGUCGCCACCUGCCUCCUCGAUCUUCGAGCGUAAUGGCACAGCAGCGAAAAACUGGAAUGCAGGCCGGGGGAAAGGUGUGAGCAGUCGCCACCUAGAGCUAGAAUUGCAGACGGAGGUGCCGCAACAUCUGAAAGAAGUGAAUCGGGUUGAGGGCGGACUCCUGACAGCGAACGAGGAUGGAGCAAGCAGCAUAAUUGCAAAUAAAUGCAGUGCUGGCAGCGCGAGCAGUUGUACAACUAGUAGAAGUGCGGGCCUCGUCCACGAGAAAAAUCACAAAAUGAAGAUGAGCGGCGCGCAACUGGCACAGCACGCAGUUGCACCUGGAGCGGCCGCGUCCUCACGCCACUUCGUCCCAGCUGAUGGCGACAUGAUCAUCGGCGCAGUCGACAAAUCGUCAAGCAAGCAAGCGGACAAAUUCCGUGUCGACCAUCAUUAUCAUCAUCAAAAUCUAUUCGCUGGUCGUCAAAAUGAAGGAACGAAAACCCAAACUACUGUCCGGGAAGAUGAGCAGAAACCUACAGACAGCAAAGAAAACCCCGCCACCUGUGGCCACCUCUCAACAGCAACACAAGAAGGCGAGCAACAUCCGCGUAGGGGGCGGCCCACCGUGGUAACCAACAACUACGGGCAGUCUGGCUUCGCGCCGUCCUCCGGCGAGCUUGAACUUGGCCAUGGCACCAGGUCGUCCGGUACAACUAGUAGCACAUCUUCACUACUUGGUACUGCGCCACCGGUAGAAGUUCAGGAGCACUUCGGCGGUGAGGUGGAGCACCGGGAAAUAAACCGAAGCUACAACCUAGUUGGACCUCCAUUCGCGGGUGCUGGCCGCAAUUCAGCGGCACUCUCCGUAGUUCCACAGCAGAGCAAGCACCCCCACGACCAUCGACACGACCCUAUGGGUCGCGUCGUGUCUUCUUCAAGAGGACCCCCAAGGAGCGCAAUAAUGCACAGCAUCAAGAACUACAGCAAUGAUGUGCAACCACUGAUGGCAGCACCAGUCGUUGUUCUUGAACAAAUACACAACAAGCCGUCCGCCUGCACCGACAACAAACCGAAUAUUUUGAGCCAUAAUAUGUUGGUACAACCCAACAGCUCAUCUUACGGCAAUAGAGCGGACGUCGAUCCGGCUCCUGUGCUCGAAGAUGGGGACGAGACCCCACCUCCGCCGCCAUUUCCUCCGCCGCACGAUGGGAGCGACGAGCUCUGCUCUCAGGACGAUCACGACCAGCAGCCCUUUGGCGGGGUUGAUCAGCAUUCUGUUGUUCUGAGACCGAGUUGUAGACCACCGGCUCCACUGUCGCACCUUCACCAGCACGAGUGGGAACAACAAGUUGGGGCGCCUCGCGCACAGCACCACCACCCUGCUCUCCACUUUGCGCAUCAAAACCAUCAUGCCAUGGCCGCUCACAGCGCCCCGCCGUCGCACCACAUGUAUCCUCAAGCAACGACAGAUGGGUGGGCUCCGAGCAAGCUGGGUUUCUUCACGACCGCCCCACGACAGCACGUCAACCACAUUCACCCGGAACACCACCACCAAGCUACUUACGACCCAAAUCAAUCGAAAAUGGUACAACUUUUUUAUAUGCAUCUAUGACAAAGACAAUGUAGUUUGACGCUUUGUAAUUGUACUUCCUUGUAGUACUCAUGUCUCUGUUUGUUGACUCGUCCGUAGUGCCUGUACUUCUCAUGUCUCUCUUCGCACCAGGCUUCAACCGCGGACCUCGACGUUUAUACCAUGUUUGCGUCACCGCGAGGGCCGUAUGAUCCUGGCCGGCAUCCCAUGCAACAGUUCCACCAUAUGGAACAACAUCCGAGUCACAGUUUGUACACAGCUGGCGUGUACCAACAUCAUGGCGCAAGCGGAUCCUCCGCUUCUGUCCCUCCGCACCAUCACGCGGCGCACCGCCACUUGCACGAACACGGCCUAAAUUCGCUCGCCGCCACGGGCCUGCCAUUGGUUUCGCCUCCGGGUGCGGGGAAUCAAAUCCACCACCUCGCGCCCCC
Molecule: messenger RNA, 2840 nt
Organism: Amoebophrya sp. A120
Lineage: Eukaryota; Dinophyceae; Syndiniales; Amoebophryaceae
Source: the annotation of a GenBank genome assembly